UCACCUUUAAAAAUAUUUUAUUAUACAAUUUUAGUUUACCUUGAUAUUGGUAUAAAUAUAGUAAUCGUUCAGACAUUUGUCUGAAUUUAUUUGAGUUCUAAUAAAUAGGCUAAUCUGGCCGAUGUCAUGAGGCUUAUGCAACUCGUCCAGCACAGAGCUAGGAAUAUCGUCUUUUACCACAACUUACCCCCUCACCUAAGCUGCAACCUGUUAUUGCCAUGGCUACCGCGUCCUAGUGCAUGCUAGCUUCAACAGUAAUCCCAUUGAGAAGGAGAGACAGACACACAGUGUAUAUAAGCUCUUACAUUGAUAGACGGUCUUACCUGGCUGAACUCUAUCCUCAGUAAAGCACAGCGAGGAAGAGCAACCAGCUGAUAUAGGCCUACUGACUGCUUGAAGACAACCAAAAUGUCGUUUGGUCUCCCGCGUAAAAUAGCUUCACAAUACAUCCGCAGCUUGCAGACUUGGAGCGUGACCCAAAGCGCUCACAGUCACGUGGUGCCAAGGGUGGCUCUUCUUAUGGGGGUGCUGGGUAUAGCAAUGUCAGGGUACAGCUCACGCCAACUCGCUCUUCACCAUCGGCCCUCGACACGAAUUCUGAGGUGGGCGUCUAGACCUGCCAUUGGCGGUGAGAUUGUGGAUACCCAAACUGGGCGAAUCAGUUUGGGUUCUGCCAGUGCUAGUGUGCCAUCCAGACAGGAUGUCAAGGCGAACUGAAGAGUGACACCCAACAGCUGGUGAGGAUGUUUACGUAUGUGGAAAACGUUCAAAUUUUGGAUAGAUGUCGGAGAGGCAUACGGUACAGUACAAGAAACAUCUUAAGGCAUACAGAUAGAACCUGAGGUCUCACUAUCAAAGACUGAGUUACGAUACAGUUGAUUAUUUCACAACAUGAAAGACGCACACUGUAAUGAUUUAGAAAGUGCCUUUUGGCUUUUGUUAGUUCUGCUGCAGGUCCACAAACAUACAUUGUGUGUUAAUGACCCAGGACAGUGUUGACAUCUUUUGGCCACAUCUGAAGAGUCAACCAUAUUGUUUAUGUCCUGUUGAACGCAAUUUACAUUACGUUCGACAGAUUUAAAUCUGUCAAAUAGGUACAUGGGCGUAUUGUCAAUAUGAUGUCAUACUUGGGUGCAGUUGCUGGUAAUAGUAAUACUGUGAAAUCCACUGAAUUUUAGGACACAAAGUACCAUAGAAGGCAAUGGUGAAUAGUAUCCUGAUGACUCAUUUUUAAUUUAGCAAUUUUGUUACAGUCUCAAGAACAUUUAUGACAGGUAGGAUCUAUGUCUUUAUUAGGGCUUGACAUUGAAUUACGAACAUAUUGGUAUACAUGACUGUACAUAACCAUGCAGAGGCUUCAUAGCAGUUUUAGUUUUAAACAUAAUCCAAUACCAAUGAGAUUUUAAUGCAUGUAAUCUCUACUGCAUAAAUAUAGAUUAUGUCGAAUAACAUUAUUGUUUACGGAAAAUA
This is a messenger RNA of Triplophysa dalaica, 1470 nucleotides long. RefSeq lists its product as uncharacterized. Lineage: Eukaryota; Metazoa; Chordata; Actinopteri; Cypriniformes; Nemacheilidae. The coding region runs from base 409 to 717 and encodes 102 amino acids. The record is from RefSeq and is a predicted model, not a curated record. The transcript has 2 exons.